Molecule: messenger RNA, 1083 nt
Organism: Fusarium vanettenii 77-13-4
Lineage: Eukaryota; Fungi; Ascomycota; Sordariomycetes; Hypocreales; Nectriaceae
Exons: 3
Coding region: 1-1083 (360 amino acids)
Molecular function (GO): pectate lyase activity
Source: RefSeq, a predicted model, not a curated record
AUGGACAAGCAGAACCCUACCACUCUCCAGACUCUUGUUCGCCAGACCGAGGCUGCUGAGGUCAACACUGCUGCGCCUGAGGAGGUUAGCACUCCCGUUGCUGAAGUCCCCGUUGAAGCUCCCACUGAGGCCGUAGAGGUCGCUGAGCCUGCCGCCUCUGCUUCUGCUGUUCCCGCCUCUUCCGACGAUGACUGCAGCGGUACCCCUGAUGGCUUCGCUUCCCUGAACGGAGGAACCACUGGUGGAAAGGGCGGUGAAGUCGUCGUUGUUUCCACCCAGGAGGAUCUUGAGAAGUACGCCGGCUCAGAGGGCAAGUACGUCAUCAAGGUCAAGGGAACCAUCACCAUCACCCCCAAGGGCAAGGAGGUCGAGGUCAAGUCUGACAAGACCAUUGUCGGUAUCGGUGCCGAUGCCGAGAUCAACCAAGGUGGCUUCAUUAUUAAGAGCCAACGCAACAUCAUCUUCCGAAACCUCAAGAUCGGCAACACUUACGUUGAGGGUGACGAGGAGGGCAAGACCCAGGACUUUGACGGUAUUCAGAUGGACACUUGCGAGAAUAUCUGGAUUGAUCACGUUCACCUCGAGAAGGGCGGUGAUGGCCUCAUCGACAGCCGAAAGGACACCACCUUCCUGACUGUCUCCUGGACCAUUCUCCGCAACCACAACAAGGCCUUUGGCAUUGGCUGGACUGACAACGUCGUCACCGAAAUGACCAUCCACCACAACUACUUCGACUCAACCACGCAGCGCAAUCCCUCAGUCGACAACGUCAAGCACGCCCAUCUGUACAACAACUACCUCGUCGGCCAGACCUCAUACGGCCACUACGCCCGCGGCAGCACCGAGAUGCGCCUCGAGAACUGCUACUUCGAGAACGUCAAGAACCCCAUCACCGCCGACAGCACCGCGAAGCUCAACCAGUCAGGCAGCGUCUUCAAGAGCACCAAGGGCACUACUGCCAAGAACACUGGCGAUGUGUUUGACCCUAAGGAGUUUUACGACUAUACUGCUGACGCUGCUGAGGAUGUUCCCAGCAUUGUUGGUGAGGGCGCUGGCCGACAGGCGAGCAUUUGCCCUGCUUAA